Molecule: messenger RNA, 1464 nt
Organism: Trichomonas vaginalis G3
Lineage: Eukaryota; Parabasalia; Trichomonadida; Trichomonadidae
Product: ankyrin repeat protein family
Exons: 1
Coding region: 1-1464 (487 amino acids)
Molecular function (GO): protein binding
Source: RefSeq, a predicted model, not a curated record
AUGAAACUCAAAAUGUUUGAUGGAAUUAUUGACUUUUUAACUCAAUUUGAUAAAAAAUUGCAAAAUUCUACAAAGAAAUCUGAAGAUCUUCUAAAUACAACUAAUAAUCCAAAACAAAACAUUGAAAAAGAGAUACAAUCGCUUAAAAAUCAAAGCAAAGCAAAAGAAGAAGAGAUACAAUCACUUAAAAAUCAACUCAAAGAAAAAGAAAACCAAAGAAAUCAAAUAAUUGAAGAUGAAAAAUUUUUAUUAAGAAUCGAAAAACUUAAGAAUUCUUCUGAUUUUCGCAUGAUUUACAAUCUCUUGGAUGAAAUUUCAAAGAAAGGAAGACAAAAUAUUAUUUCAAUAGCAUGUCAAAAAGGACUUUGUGAAAAAUAUUCAAAAGAAUACCCUUAUGGAAAUGUACUUCAUCAAGCAUGUUAUAAAGGAAAUCUCGGACUUGUUAAAUCCCUCAUUGAAAAUGGAUGUGAUAAGGAAGUAAAGAAUAAAGAUGAUUAUACUCCACUCAUUUUUGCAUUAAGAGAAGGUCAUCUUGAAGUUGUUAAAUAUCUUAUUUCUGUUGGAUGUGAUAAGGAAGGAAAGAAUAAAGAUGGUUAUACUCCGCUUAUUUAUGCAUCAGAAAAUGGCCAUCUUGCAGUUGUUAAAUAUCUUAUUUCUAUUGGAUGUGAUAAGGAAGGAAAGAAUAAAGAUGGUUAUACUCCGCUUAUUUAUGCAUCAGACUAUGGCCAUCUUGCAGUUGUUAAAUAUCUUAUUUCUGUUGGAUGUGAUAAGGAAGCAAAGAAUUAUGUUGGAUGGACUCCACUGCAUUUUGCAUCAAACGAAGGUCAUCUUGCAGUUGUUAAAUAUCUUAUUUCUGUUGGAUGUGAUAAGGAAGCAAAGAAUUAUGUUGGAUGGACUCCACUCAUUUGUGCAUCAGGAGGUGGUCAUCUUGAAGUUGUUAAAUAUCUUAUUACUGUUGGAUGCGAUAAAGAAGCAGGUAUUAAUUGUGGAUGGACUCCGCUCAUAUAUGCAUCAGAAAAUGGUCAUCUUGAAGUUGUUAAAUAUCUUAUUUCUAUUGGAUGCGAUAAAGAAGGAAAGGAUAAAGAUGGAUGGACUCCACUGCAUUUUGCAUCAAACGAAGGUCAUCUUGCAGUUGUUAAAUAUCUUAUUUCUAUUGGAUGUGAUAAAGAUGCAAAGAGUAAUUAUGGAAAUACGCCACUCUUUGGACCAGCAUGGAGAGGUCAUCUUGAGGUUGUUAAAUAUCUUAUUUCUAUUGGAUGUAAUAAAGAUGUAAAGAAUAAUGAUGGAGAUACGCCACUCAUUGAUGCAUCAAAAUGGGGUGAACUUGAAGUUGUUAAAUAUCUUAUUUCUGUUGGAUGUAAUAAAAAAGUAAAGAAUAAUGAUGGAAAAACUCCACUUAUUUGUGCGUCAGAAGAAAAUCAUGAUGAUGUUGUUCAAUAUCUCAAAUCUAUUGGAAAUAACUAA